This is a messenger RNA of Dalotia coriaria, 766 nucleotides long. RefSeq names its product frataxin (gene fh). The record is from RefSeq and is a predicted model, not a curated record. Gene Ontology annotation, biological process: iron incorporation into metallo-sulfur cluster; intracellular iron ion homeostasis. Gene Ontology annotation, molecular function: ferrous iron binding; iron chaperone activity; ferric iron binding. Gene Ontology annotation, cellular component: mitochondrion. Lineage: Eukaryota; Metazoa; Arthropoda; Insecta; Coleoptera; Staphylinidae. The transcript is spliced from 2 exons. Bases 1 to 585 code for a protein of 194 amino acids.
AUGUUUAUAACAAAGAUUUCUCGAUUAUGUAAUAUUCCAAGGAAUAUUUCUUUAAUCACACAACGAAAAAUCAAUAAUUUGCCGCAUCAGUUGCCACUGACAACAAGAUUAUUAAAUCCAUGCAUUGGAUCAGUUAUCAGUUGGAACAAACAAGACUGUAACAGUGUAACAAUAAAAGUGAACUACUCAUCAAACAUCACACAAGAAUCUCCGCCUUUAGAUGCUGCAACAUUUGAGAAUAUUUGUGAAGAAACCUUGGAUCAUCUCACUGAAUACUUUGAAGAGUUAGUGGAAUUAGAACCUAAUUUAAAAGAUGCAGAUAUUUCAUACAGUAGUGGAGUAUUGACUGUAUCCCUAGGAGAUUCUGGAACUUAUGUCAUCAAUAAACAAUCACCAAACAAGCAAAUCUGGUUGAGUUCUCCAACUUCAGGCCCAAAAAGGUUUGAUUUUGAUACAAAACAACAAUAUUGGGUGUACAGUCAUACUGGGGUGUCUCUACAUGCUCUUCUACAAGAAGAACUACCAAAAAUCUUCACAAGUGUGAAGGAUAUUGACUUUUCAAGGUGUUGUUAUAGUAAAUUGUAGUCUGUCGUGUAUGUUGGGUUGUAUACAUUACUUUAUUAUAAAUUUGUAAGAGUUUUAAACCGACGCCAUUAUGGAGGUGAUGGAGGAUGGUAAUCUCAUGGACAAAGUCUUGAUUUUGAUCCAACGUGAUAUGGAAUAUUAUACUGUGAGUUCCCACAAGUAAAAACAAUCUAUAUUGUAA